Molecule: messenger RNA, 2434 nt
Organism: Tyto alba (common barn owl)
Lineage: Eukaryota; Metazoa; Chordata; Aves; Strigiformes; Tytonidae
Gene: PTGR3
Product: zinc binding alcohol dehydrogenase domain containing 2
Exons: 3
Coding region: 554-1591 (345 amino acids)
Cellular component (GO): mitochondrion
Molecular function (GO): zinc ion binding; oxidoreductase activity
Source: RefSeq, a predicted model, not a curated record
CGCCCGCAGGCAGCGGCUCCGCGGCGGCGGCUAAUAACAACAUGAGGAGAUUAGCUGCGACUUCUCUCCACUUCUCUAACCUUAUCGACCUGAUAAUUUAUCGUGCUCUCUUCCUACUUUUUUUUUUUUUUUUUUUUUUUUUGGUAGAAAGAUAACCUUUUUGUAAACUAAAGAACGGGGCGCAGGGGACUGGGUGGGGGGCGGUGUGCGAUCCGAGGCGUUCCUCUCCCUGUCUCUUUCUCUCUCCUGUUUUUGAAGCCCCUCGGUCAGAGGCCGCGCGCGAAUUAAAAGCAAGCCCUGGGAGAGAACGCAGCCUCUGGCCCCUCUGCCUGCCAGAAGGAGCGCGGCCCCCGUAGCCGUGCCCGCGGGCAGGCGGGGGGGCAGGCGGUGCCGGCGUGUGCGGGGUGCGGCGAGCCGGGCGGAGCAGCCACGGGCGGCGCGGCGGGCUCGCGGGACGCGGGAGCGGGCCGGCGUUGCUCCGCGGGAGCGCUGGCGGCAGCAGCAGACGACCGGCUGCCGGGGACCACCUUCGGGCUCGUCCAUCCCCAGCUCCAUGAAGAAGCUGGUGGUGACUAAGCUGAGCCAAAACUUCAGGGAAGCGGUUACCCUGCGGCGGGACUCGCCGGUGCCGCUGCCGGGAGACGGAGACCUCCUUGUCAGGAACAGAUUUGUCGGCAUUAAUGCAUCUGACAUAAACUACUCAGCUGGUCGAUAUGAUGCAUCGGUUAAACCCCCGUUUGAUAUAGGUUUUGAAGGUGUCGGUGAAGUGGUAGCGUUAGGACUCAGUGCUAGUGCUGAUUAUACAGUGGGUCAAGCUGUGGCCUACGUGAAAGCAGGUUCCUUUGCUGAGUACACCGUUGUGCCUGCCAAACAAGCAGUCCCUCUACCCUCUGUGAAACCCGAGUUUCUGACUUUAAUGGUAAGUGGUGCUACCGCAUACAUCAGUUUGAAAGAGCUGGGAGAGCUGUCUGAAGGCGAGAAGGUUCUGGUGACGGCAGCGGCUGGAGGAACGGGCCAGUUUGCCGUGCAGCUUGCAAAGGCGGCAAAAUGCCACGUAAUUGGAACCUGCUCCAGUGAUGAAAAGGGCGGUUUUCUGAAAUCCAUUGGCUGUGACCGCAUAAUCAACUAUAAAACUGAAAAUGUUGAAUCUGUUCUUAGGAAGCACUACCCCGAAGGUGUGGAUGUAGUGUAUGAAUCUGUUGGGGGAAAGAUGUUUGACUUGGCUCUUAACUCCUUGGCUACCAAAGGGCGCCUGAUAGUUAUUGGGUUUAUCUCUGGCUACCAAAACCCUACUGGCCUCCAGCCCAUUAAAGCAGAGUUAUUGCCAGCAAAACUAUUGAAGAAGUCUGCCAGCAUCCGGGGUUUCUUCUUGAACCAUUACCUUUCCGAAUACAAAAUGGCUCUGAAGCACUUGCUCAAGAUGUAUGAAAGAGGAGACCUGGUUUGUGAGGUGGACUUUGGAGACAUGUCUCCAGAGGGCAAGUUCACUGGCUUGGAGUCUGUAUUCCAUGCUGUAGAUUACAUGUACAUGGGAAAAAACACUGGAAAAAUUGUAGUUGAAUUACCUCACUCUGUCAACAGUAAGCUGUAAAAACAGAACAAUGAUAUAAAUCAGAAGAGAGAAAAUGGGCACUUUAUGCCGCAGAAUUACUAGAAACUAUUUUUUUUUAAGCUUAGUAAUGGAUAUUAUAUUAAAAAACACCAUUAAGGUGUUAAUAAAAAGUUUUGUGUUUUUUUUUUCUUUUUUUAAAAGUGCUUAAAUCGGUGGCUGUAGCAUGGACUUAAUGGGCCUGUGUUUGAUUCUGUCGCUUAGGCUAGUGUGAGACAGGAACAUUGUGCUUGACAGAAUAAGUCUCGGUGCAGAGGCAGAUUUAGUCUGUCAGACUGGUUUGAUAAGACUUUAUAUAUAGUUCAGCUCAGAAAAAAAAAAAAAGUCUUUCAGCAAUUUUGAUUCCCUGAUUUAAAAAUAAAAUUGUUAAAACAAGACUAAGUAAUGAGUUGUAUCUUGUAGUUGCUGUAUUAAUCUCUUGAAGUUUCUGGAAAAAAAAUAGGCUCUUGAUUUUUUUGUUACAAACAUGAGAAUCAUAAUUCAGUUGUAUCAUGGAUCACAGUAAUAUUCCUUGAGUGGUUACACAGGGAAAUUUAUCCUCCAAUUCGGACAUGUCAGUAAUACUAAGAAAAGCAACUUGACUUUUUAAAAUUAUGUCUUUCGUAACUAUAAACAACUGUUCAAUUUUCUUUUAAAUUUUUAACUACAAGUUGCAACAUAAUCUCAUUUUCUUUCCUUUUCUUUUGCUACUGUUACUGUUUACUGUCCAUCUCCCCUUUAGUCAGUAUUGCAAGAUUACUGGAGUUGGGGUUUGAGCCAUGUUCACCUGUGUUCAGGUCCUGUAUAUUUUUUGAAGAUUUAAUAAAGUUUUAAAAUCUGUUUAAA